Messenger RNA from Synchiropus splendidus (mandarinfish), 780 nucleotides. Its product is annotated as caspase-7-like. NCBI's taxonomy places the organism in Eukaryota, Metazoa, Chordata, Actinopteri, Syngnathiformes, Callionymidae. The transcript has 4 exons. The record is from RefSeq and is a predicted model, not a curated record. The coding region runs from base 1 to 780 and encodes 259 amino acids. Gene Ontology annotation, molecular function: cysteine-type endopeptidase activity. Gene Ontology annotation, biological process: proteolysis.
AUGCAGCAGUGCGACCGUGCGGUUCUGGUGUCGGUGAACGAGUUUGAGCCUGGGGUGGAUCUACGCCGGAGACCUGGAGCCAAACGAGACACCAAACGGCUCCACCGAGUCCUGAAGAAGCUCGGCUUCUGGGUCGAGAUCCACAAUGACCUACAGGCCCACGAGAUCUAUGAGCUGUUUCAGAGAGAGAGCAGCAAGGCUGUGCACCAGAGUUUCCUGGCAGUGUUGUCAUCACAUGGAGAGGACGGUUGUGUGUUUGGAUCUGACGGUCAACCCGUGUGGUUGUCCAGAAUCUUCCAGAUGUUUGACAACAAAGAGAUGGAGAGCAAAACCAAGAUGUUCCUGGUGCAGGCAUGCCGUGGUGAUGCCCUUGAUGAUGGUGUCCAAGUGGACUCAAGUGAGGAAGCGGAGUCCCUUCCGUCUCAGUAUUUCUCUCUUCCGGUAGAAACAGCAGUGAUGUAUGCAACAGUUCCAGGUUAUGGAGCCUACAUCAACCUGGAGGGUUCGGUCUUCCUGCAGACCUUCUGCUCCCUCCUGGAGGACCAGAACCAACGGCGACUGGAGCUAACUCGCCUGAUGACCCGCCUCUCGCACCACGUGGCCUUCCACUUCAGGGCUCGGGGUUCUGGUGUGGACGGGAAGCGAGAGAUGCCCUGUCUGCUGACGAGUCUCACCCGGGACGCCUUCCCCUUUGCUCCUGUCGACGGUAAAGUCGAUUACGGCACCAGACUGGUGUCGUUGGUCACCACAUUCAGGACUCGAACUCGUUCUAUCAGCUGA